Molecule: messenger RNA, 620 nt
Organism: Cicer arietinum (chickpea)
Lineage: Eukaryota; Viridiplantae; Streptophyta; Magnoliopsida; Fabales; Fabaceae
Source: RefSeq, a predicted model, not a curated record
AUGGUUUGGUUUUGCAAAAAUUCUAAACGAUUUAUUUCUGUAGAAAACCAAUUAGUUGAUCCUCGUGUCAAUCCAACUCAACCUCCACCACAAUCUAGCCAACAUUUUUUUCACCCUCAACCUCCACCUCAACCUAGUCAAUAUUUUUUUCACCCCCAACCUCCACCGCAACCUAGUCAAUAUUUUUUUCACUCCCAACCUCCACCACAAUCUAGCCAACAUUUUUUCCAAGAAUCAAUGCCCAACGCAACACAACAAAAUCAAUAUUAUAUACCAACACCUCCUGACACUCAACUGUCUCCUCAUACUUUUACCCACACACCACAUCAAUCUUACGGGUUCAUGCCAGGGGAACAAUUUAAUUUUGACAGUCAACAACCACAUCAAGAAGACAAUCGUCGACUAUCAUUUGCAUCAAGCGAAGAGGAAUUGUUGUAUAACACGUUCAACAGUCGUCAUAAUACACCUAAGUCCGCUACCCAGUUACUGAAUAAUAUGUGCCAACAAAAUUUUCAAAUUCCAAGCUUUGGGAAUGCAUAUACUCCGUUGAAUCAAAUAUCCAACUGGACUCAAGGUGGAAGUAGUUCUUUUGCAGCACUUCCUCCUAGACAUCCUCCACA